UUCUUUGGUAGUGCUCUAACUGACAGCCGGUUGCUAAGCGAGUUAGCCUGUCGCUAAGAGGAGUCGUAGCGGCUUUAACGGCACAAGUUGUGUAGUAUUAAACGGUAUCUAACUCCCUACAGCCAGCGUUAAGUGUUUGUGGUGGGCUAUCUUUGGUUUGAUAUAGCCAGCGUCAGCCGAAGAGGGAGUCCUCCCAUGAAUGAGUGACUCGCAGUGUGUGGCUAACUAGCGAAGAGGAGGGUGGGGACAAAAACUUGGAAGACCUCGCCCAGUCGUUGCUUCACUCCCGCAGGCAGCUAGCUACUCUCUGGACGGUGUGAGGGAUCCACACGCCACUAAAAGCACACCAGUACUCAAAGGGGAGGCCGGCACAGUCGUGUCAAGUAAGGGCAAAAAUAAAAAUUAAUUAAUAAAUAGGCAGCGACCAUGUUCAGGAAGAACUUGAAGAAGGACCCCGAGCUGUUUCAGAAUGUGUCGGAGGGGCUACGGCGGCUCUACCGGACCAAACUGUUCCCGCUGGAGGACACGUAUCGGUUCCACGACUUCCACUCCCCUGCACUCGAGGAUGCCGACUUCGACAACAAGCCCAUGGUCCUCCUGGUGGGGCAGUACUCCACCGGGAAGACCACCUUUAUCCGGCACCUCAUGGAGCAGGACUUCCCCGGUAUGCGGAUUGGCCCCGAGCCGACCACUGACUCUUUCAUCGCGGUGAUGCACGGUGAACAGGACGGGGUGAUCCCGGGAAAUGCUCUGGUGGUCGACCCCAAGAAGCCUUUCCGCAAACUCAACGCCUUCGGUAACGCUUUCCUCAACAGGUUCAUGUGCGCCCAGAUGCCCAACCCGGUCCUGGAGAGCAUCAGUAUCAUCGAUACUCCGGGAAUCCUGUCCGGGGAGAAACAGAGGAUAAGCAGAGGUUAUGAUUUCGCCGCCGUGCUGGAGUGGUUUGCAGAGCGCGUGGACCGCAUCAUCCUCCUGUUCGACGCCCACAAACUGGACAUCUCUGACGAGUUCUCUGAGGUGAUCCGAGCUCUGAAGAACCACGAGGACAAAAUGCGCGUGGUGCUGAACAAAGCGGACCAGAUCAGCACUCAGCAGCUGAUGAGGGUCUAUGGAGCGCUAAUGUGGUCUUUGGGAAAAAUUAUCAACACGCCUGAGGUGGUGCGCGUAUACAUCGGGUCGUUCUGGGCUCAGCCACUGUUGGUCCCAGACAACAGGAAGUUGUUUGAGGCGGAGGAGCAGGACCUGUUCCUGGACAUCCAGUCGUUGCCACGCAACGCAGCCCUACGCAAACUCAAUGACCUCAUCAAACGAGCACGCCUCGCCAAGGUGCAAGCCUACAUUAUCAGCUCUUUGAAAAAGGAAAUGCCGAGUGUGUUUGGAAAGGACUCCAAGAAGAAGGAGCUGAUAGCCAACCUGGGAGAGAUCUACCAUAGGAUCGAGAAGGAACACCAGAUCUCACCUGGAGACUUCCCCAACCUCGCCAAGAUGCAGGAGCUGCUGAAUGGCCAGGACUUCUCUAAGUUUGUAGUGCUGAAGCCCAAGCUGCUUGAGGCCGUGGAGGACAUGCUCGCCAACGACAUCGCCCGUCUCAUGGCCAUGGUGCGCCAGGAAGAGGCCGCCAUGCCCAGCCAGUCCGUCAAGGGUGGAGCCUUUGAAGGAACCAUGACCGGCCCCUUCGGUCACGGCUACGGAGAGGGCGCCAGCGAAGGCAUCGACGAGCUGGAGUGGGUGGUGGGUCGCGACAAGCCCACGUACGACGAGAUCUUCUACACCCUCUCCCCCAUCAACGGCAAAGUGUCCGGUGGUGCAGCCAAGAAGGAGAUGCUGAAGUCCAAGCUGCCCAACACGGUCCUGGGAAAGAUCUGGAAGCUAGCAGACGUGGAUAAAGAUGGCCUCCUCGAUGACGAGGAGUUCGCCCUGGCCAACCACCUGAUCAAGGUGAAGCUGGAGGGCCACGAGCUGCCGCCCACGCUGCCCGAACACCUGGUGCCCCCAUCCAAACGCGGGACAGUCGUGCAGGACUAGAGGAGGGGGGAGCAGUCUGUGGAGACCAGCCAUGUCAUCAUGUUUCGGACUCUCCAAGUCCAACCACAACAGCACAUGAAGAGCAUCGUCCUCCAUCAGGCUGCGAGUCUCCAGGCUUCCUGUCACACCACGAGGAGCUGUCGCUGUGAUCUUUUUCACCAGAGAGAGACUGGAGGGGUUCAGGGGGAGGGGAGGUCCGUCUUUGUGCAUUAGGGGAUAAUGUUUCAAUAUCUAUUAGAA
This is a messenger RNA of Morone saxatilis (striped sea-bass), 2265 nucleotides long. It is a transcript of the gene ehd1a, whose product is annotated as EH-domain containing 1a. Gene Ontology annotation, molecular function: protein binding; calcium ion binding; GTP binding. The coding region runs from base 427 to 2025 and encodes 532 amino acids. The record is from RefSeq and is a predicted model, not a curated record. Gene Ontology annotation, cellular component: cytoplasm; plasma membrane. Lineage: Eukaryota; Metazoa; Chordata; Actinopteri; Moronidae. Gene Ontology annotation, biological process: endosomal transport; endocytosis. The transcript has 6 exons.